Messenger RNA from Amphimedon queenslandica, 884 nucleotides. RefSeq names its product alanine--tRNA ligase, cytoplasmic-like. Gene Ontology annotation, cellular component: mitochondrion; cytoplasm. NCBI's taxonomy places the organism in Eukaryota, Metazoa, Porifera, Demospongiae, Haplosclerida, Niphatidae. Gene Ontology annotation, biological process: alanyl-tRNA aminoacylation. The transcript is spliced from 4 exons. The record is from RefSeq and is a predicted model, not a curated record. Bases 1 to 711 code for a protein of 236 amino acids. Gene Ontology annotation, molecular function: nucleic acid binding; alanine-tRNA ligase activity; ATP binding.
AUGGCAGAGGCAAUCUUCAAUGAAGCUGAGAAUGCACAAGUGGUAGAAGACAAAAGGAAACCCGCACAGAAGGAUCCUCUUACUAUCAUAGUGAUCGGUAGAACUGGAGUUGGUAAAUCAGCACUUGUCAACUCACUACUGGGAGACACCAUAGACAGACUAGCUUUAGUGACAGAUGGGAAAGAAGCUAUAGAGAUGGCUUGGUCAUUUCUCACUGAUACUCUUAAUCUCUCAAAGGACAGGCUCUAUGUAACAUACUUUGGAGGAGAUGAGAAGUUGAACUUGCCACCUGAUGAUGAAUGCAGAGGAAUAUGGAUAAACUUGGGAUUGUCUCCAGAGCGUGUCCUUCCAUUCAGUGUGAAUGAUAAUUUCUGGGAGAUGGGGGACACUGGUCCCUGUGGCCCCUGCACUGAGAUACACUAUGAUCGAAUUGGUGGAAGAUUUGCCCCUAACCUUGUGAACAUGGAUGACCCCGAUGUACUGGAACUUUGGAAUAUAGUCAUCAUGCAGUUUAACAGGGAGGCUGAUGGUAGUAUAAAACGGCUUCCAAGGAACUACAUAGACACUGGACUAGGCUUGGAAAGGAUCGUUUCUGUUGUUCAAAAUAAAUUUUCUAAUUACGAUACUGACCUUUUCCUUCCAAUCUUUGAUGCUAUCCAACAAGCAAGUGCAUACACAAGCACACAAAGUGAAAGUGAUUGUUAUUAUUAAUUUUACUCUUCACACAAUGCAGCAUAUGCCACAGCUUCAUCAUACAUGUAUUUGCAUUUAUGUGUUCUAAAAUUUACUGGCACCCUAUGAAAAUUGAUUUUUAAUAACCAACUUGCUUGUGCUGAUAUUUGGCAGGUUUGUGAUAGUUAAAAUGACUUUUACAAAACUAAUUA